Molecule: messenger RNA, 3243 nt
Organism: Eimeria necatrix
Lineage: Eukaryota; Apicomplexa; Conoidasida; Eucoccidiorida; Eimeriidae
Exons: 2
Coding region: 1-3243 (1080 amino acids)
Source: RefSeq, a predicted model, not a curated record
AUGUGGCUGCCCCCGCUGCUGCUGCAGCUGCUGCUGCUGCAGCUGCCGCUGCUGUUCUUGCCUCAUGCAGUAGCAGCGGCAGCAGCAGCAGCAGCAACACCAGCCGAGGCCGUUUUGGAACAGCUGCAGCAGCAGCAGCAGCAGCAGCAGCAGCAGCAGCAGCAGCAGCAGCAGCAGCAGCAGCAGCAGCAUAGGGGAUAUGAAGAAUAUUUGCGGCGAGGCCGCAGACUCCAAAGCGACGUCAGCCUCACUUCCCAGCAGCAGCAGAAAGAGCUGCUUCUGACAGUGCAGCAGCAGCAGCAGCAGCAGCAGCUGAAGCAGCAGCAGCAGCAGCUGCGUUUGCUGCAGCAGCAGCUAGAGGCCCAGAACUUGGCGGCCUCAGCCCCAGGGGCGCAGCAGCGGCGGCUGCAGGCUCUAGACAGCUGGAUCUGGCCCCAGCAGCAGCAGCAGCAGCAGCAGCAGCAGCAGCAGCAGCAGCAGCAGCAAGGCUUGCCUGCUUCCUGGCUGCCGCUGCUGCCAGCAGCUCCUUGGGGGCCCACUGCUGCGCCGCUGUCGCCCCUCUACUCAGAGGCCCCAGUGCUUCCUUAUUUGGGGCCCCUGCAGCAGCAGCAGCAGCAGCAGCAGCAGCAGCAGCAGCAGCAGCAAAUCCCGGAAGUGGACCAGUUCGAGGAGAGCGCAAGGCAUUUGCUGGAGAAGCUGCAAAUGCUGAACCCCGCAGGCAGCGGCAGCAGCAAGAAGCGCAGCAGCAGCAGCAGCAGCAGCAGCAGCAGCAGCAACAACAGCAGCAGCAAGAAGAGCAGCAGCAGCGGCAGCAAGAAGCGCAGCAGCAGCGGGCCGCAGCAGCGCAGCGGCGCGGCCUCGCUGCUGUCCUGGCUGCCGCAGCUGGGCAGCAGCAGCAGCAGCAGCAGCAGCAGCAACAGCAGCAGCAGCAGCAGCACAACGACAACGACGCAGCAGCCCCCCCCGCUGCAGCAAACCACCAAAACCCUCAGCAGGGCCCUCGAAUUAGGAGGGGCUUUUGUUUCUGUGGUGGAGUUCUUUGCAGAAAUUGAACGAGUGCUGCAGCUUGCUGCUGAGGUGCAGCAGCAACUGCAGCAGCAGCUGCAGCAGCAGCUGAACGGCGAAGACGGCUCGCUGCCGCUGCUGCAGCUGCUGCUGCCCGCGCUGGCUCCCAAGCAGCAGCAGCAGCAGCAGCAGGAGCAGCAGGAGGAGCAGCAGCAGAAGCAGCAGCAAGAAAAAAGAGCCGCAAGGCGCGCUUCCAAGCAGCAGCAGCAGCAGCAGCAGCAGAAGACGAAGGUGACGACCGAAGCUGCUGCUGCUGCUGCUGCUGCUGCUGCUCCUCUGACAGCAGAAGAAGCAGCAGCAGAAACCCUGCUGGACUCUCUGAUGGCUGCCAUGGCGGCUGAGGACUCCCCAGACUCAGCAGCAGCAGCAGCAGCAGCAGCAGCAGCAGAAGAGGAGGAAGAAGAAGAAGAGGAAGGCGAGCCGUUGAGCGAAGAAGAGGAAGAAGGGGAGGAAGUUGCUGCUGCUGCUGCUGCUGCUGCUGCAGUGCGGCCGCUGCAGCUGCUGCCGGCGCUGCAGCUGCCAGCUGUGGGGGCCCCCCUGGGGGACUGGCUGGAGCUGCUGCAGCAGUUCGUGUCUUUGUCGAAUUUCUUUUUUGCUGCUGCUGCGCUGCUGCUGGAAGUGGGAGAAGCAGCAAUAACGAAGCUGCAGGUGCAGCAGCUGCUGCAGGGGUACAGCGCGCUGCUGCAGCGGGGGGCCCUUGCUUCCCUGGGCCUCGUGGCCCGGGGGCCCCCCCCCGAAGACAUGGGGGCCCCCUCUGUUAGCUGCAAGCAGCAGGGAAUGACUUGCUGCGUCCCUCUUGCUGCUGCUGCUGGCUGGCAGCAAGAGCCUCUUUACCUCAACAGCAGCAACAGAGGGGAGUGCCGCGCGGCCUUUGUGUCUCGUUUGAACCAACUCUGUGCCUCCACAACUUACCUCGACUCCCCCUGCAACAUCUUGGUCACAACCAGCAGCAGCAGCAGCAGCAGCAGCAGCAGCAGCAGCAGCAGCAGCGGCGGCAGCAGCGGCGGGGAUGGCAGCAGCAGCGGCGACGGCGCCGCGGCCGCGGCCGCGGCCGCCGAGAGCGCCCCCGCGGCGGCGAGCAGCAGCAGCGGCGACGCCGCCAGCAGCAGCAGCAGCAGCAGCAGCAGCAGCAGCAGCAGCAGCAGCAGCAGCAGCAGCAGCGGGUGGACGACGGUGUACACUGCUGCGCUGCCGCUGCCGGGGUUUGCUGCUGCUGCUGUGUGUCAGUGCGAAGUUGCUGCGGCCCCCAACGCAGAGGGCCGCAGCCUCGCAGGCCGCGCGGCCUGGGACUGGGGGGGAGCAGCAGCAGCAGACAUAGCAGCAGCAGCAGACAUAGCAGCAGCAGCGCAGCAGCACUGGGGCUACCUCAAGGCCUUCGUCAGGACUGGCAGCAGCCUCACAGCAGUUCUUCAAGAGCUCUCCAAUCCCAACACAACAGCUCUCCAAAGAACAGCUCAUCUCCUCACCUUAAUUACCAAAGCAGCAGCCCCGGGGGGCCCCCCCGCGCCCCCCUUGGGGGCCCCCCGGGGGCCCCUGGGGGGCCCCCCGGGGGCCCCCCCAGGGGGCCCCAUGGGGGGGCCCCUGGGGGGCCCCCCGGGGGCCCCCCCCGGGGGCCCCAUGGGGGGGCCCCUGGGGGGCCCCAUGGGGGGGCCCCUGGGGGGGCCCACUCUCGCCCAGGGGGCUAGCCUAGGGGCCUCCCAGGGGGGGCCCACGCUGCAGCAGGGGGGGGCUUUGGGGGGCCCCCUUGGGGGGCCCCUGGGGGGCCCCACAGCCAGCUUUGGGGGGGCCCCCGAGGUCAACAGUGCCUGGGCUGGGGGCCCCACGAACCCGCAGACGCAGCAGCAAACGCUGCAGCAGCAGUGGGGGGGGGCCCAGCUAGCAGCAGACCCCUACGGGGGCCCCCAGCUUGGGGGCCCCCAGCUUGGGGGCCCCCCGCUUGGGGGCCCCCAGCUUGGGGGCCCCCAGCUGGGGGGGCCCCCCACAAUCGGGGCUGCCUAUGACCUUUCUGCAGCAAAUGGACCCUAUGGGGCCCCUCAGCUGGGGGGCCCCUAUGAGGCCCCCUUGUGGCUGGGGGGCCCCCAGCUGGGGGCCCCCAAUGAAGCCGCGGGCUGGGGGGCCCCCAAUGUAGCAGAGGGGCCCCUAAUGGCCCAGGCCUGGGGGGCCCCCAGGGCCUACUGA